Molecule: messenger RNA, 3791 nt
Organism: Opisthorchis viverrini
Lineage: Eukaryota; Metazoa; Platyhelminthes; Trematoda; Opisthorchiida; Opisthorchiidae
Exons: 19
Coding region: 115-2907 (930 amino acids)
Biological process (GO): protein phosphorylation
Molecular function (GO): cGMP-dependent protein kinase activity; ATP binding
Source: RefSeq, a predicted model, not a curated record
CUGAACGCUAGUUAUUGGGAUUCUUACUAUCGAAUAUCACCCUCGUUAAUGGCACCUCAGAAGACGCGUUCAUUAACCCACGAUACACGGAUGUGAUUGGUGUCUCCAAGGUCAAUGAUGGAUCAGACGACCAAUCGGUGUUCAGACAAGGAUCGACUGGUUAAAGCGGCGUCCUUGAGGCAAACGCAAUCGCACUCAUCCAAGCCCGUGAAGACUGACGGCGGUGCUUUCGUGGGACGUGCAGUCCACACGAGUUCCAACCUCCAGAAGAGCAUUCCUCGGUUGGCUCCCAGUUCCUCCUUGAAAAACGAAACCUACACCUCAGCAAAAAAUACAAACAGUAAACAUGGAUUAAUCAAGAAGCUUCUCGGACGCUCAGCUACCCUGACAUCUGACAGCAAAAGCCGGAGCAAAGUUGCGGAGACUCGUACUCAUAGCUUACAUCCCAAGCCUGGGACUACCUCGCAGGACAUGGGGAAUAUCCACCAGGGUAACCCUGUCACCGAGUUCUCAAGUCCUUGUGAUAGCAGCUACGUCAUUACGGAUCACCACGGGGAUCAAACGAAUUCCCUAUGCCCCUGCACUCAUGCCAAAUGCAACAAUUCAGCACUGGUCAAUGGGGAGGCGAACAAGUCUGGUCAGCAGCAGUCAGGCCAGUCGGAGCUAACGGUCGCACAACUUCACACAGUGGUUGAACGACUUCAACUGGCUAUCAGUAAUAAGGACCAGCGAAUUCAGGAUUUAGAACGCGAAGUGCACAAGCUGCGAUCCGUUUUGGAUCAGAAGAUCACAGAGACAUGGGUCACUGGAGAAGGAGAAAAAAAUACUUCCCCCUCGGAAGAGACUGCGAUAAUGCGUCACGAGGCUCUUGCUUCUAUUCCCGAAGGUCAUAUUACUACCGGUGAAGAGCAGCCCGUCACCACCCCUAGCAGCGAAACUCCAGGUUCACCUCGCCCACCCGCAGCAGCAUUUUUGCUGCGGAAGCGGCAAGGUGUUUCUGGCGAGUCCCUUCGUACUACCAUAGAAUUGAAAUACCAUGAAAAAAAUGCUGCAGCUCGGCAACAAAUCAGGGAGGCUUUUCGAAGCAGCGAUCUGUUGAUGAACCUGGAUGCGGUACAGUUGCAAGAAAUAGUCAGUUGUAUGCACGAACAAGAAAUUCCAGCCGGUUGCUACAUUAUUCGUGAAGGUGACGAUGGAGAACAUUUAUAUGUGGGAGCAGAGGGACGGUAUGAAGUAUCGAAGGAAGGGAAAAUCUUGUCGGUAAUGGAUGCUGGACGAUGCUUUGGAGAAUUGGCACUAUUGUACAACUGUAAACGGACGGCUUCCGUCAAAGCGCUGGUAAAAUCACGCGUCUGGGUGUUGGAAAGAACAUGUUUUCAAACCAUCAUGAUGAAAACCGGGUUGGAGCGGAUAGAAGAACGGAAAGCAUUCCUCAGAAGCGUGCCACUCCUCAAAGAUGUACCUUCGGAACGUAUUCUUCGAAUCGCCGAUGCUCUUGAAGCACAAUAUCACGCUCCCGGUGACUGCAUCAUACGACAAGGGGAACUAGCCGACAGCUUCUUCAUCAUCCAGUCAGGAACGGUGAAUGUGACCAUCACAGUCCCAGGUUCAAACGAGUUCGGUGAAUCAACAGAGAAUAACAUUCGACAGAUGUCCAAGGGCGAGUAUUUUGGCGAGAAAGCCCUACUGGGCGAGGGACGACGUACUGCCAAUGUGUAUGCGUUAGGACCGAAUGGCGUUGAAGUAUUAUGUCUCUAUCGAAAAGACUUUUUGGAACUGAUUGGUGACAUCAAGGAAUUGAUGAACAAACCGUACAUGGAAGAUGAACUGAGUGCCUGCAAUAAAUCAGAGUUCCUUCCACAAUGUUCAAUGCUACCACGCGAUCCCGUCACAAAUGCAAUCUUGCCAACUGUCGCUGGGCAAACUGAGAAGGCCGUCCCGUCAUCGACCCCGUUCAACAUCUCUUCACAAGCUUUACGUCUUUUCCCGCUGGGUCUUGAUUCUGUUCUUAAGCCCAGGCCCAUGCUAACAAAUAUCCGGUUAGCUGAUCUAGAGCGUGUUUGCGUCUUGGGCGUUGGCGGUUUCGGACGCGUCGAUCUGGUAACCCUGUCGUACGAUCGAGCACAAGCAUUUGCGAUGAAGCGGAUGCAGAAGCAGCAUAUCGUACAGACGCGCCAGCAAGAACACGUGCAUUUAGAAAAGGCAAUUCUCUCAGCAGUCGAUUCCCCUUUUAUUUGCCGGCUGUAUGCUACGUAUCGAGACAACAAAUAUAUCUACAUGCUUUUAGAAGCUUGCCUUGGUGGAGAACUUUGGACGAUAUUGCGUGACAGUCAUCAUCUGGACGAUAGAACAACUCGGUUUUGUCUGGCCUGCUGUAUAGAGGCUCUGGAUUAUCUACACGCUCACGGUAUCAUCUAUCGGGACCUGAAACCGGAGAAUAUGCUCAUUACCGCCAAGGGCUACAUAAAGCUAUGUGAUUUUGGUUUUGCCAAAUAUAUCGGAAUCGGUCAACGUACCUGGACUUUCUGUGGUACACCGGAAUAUGUGGCCCCAGAGGUAAUCCUCAAUAAAGGGCACGACUUUGCUGCUGACUAUUGGUCACUUGGGAUCCUAACCUUCGAAUUGUUGACUGGGACACCCCCGUUUCAGGCAUCAGAACCAAUCAAAAUUUACAUGAAAACGCUCAAAGGGAUCGAUGCGUUAGGGCUUGCACAGAACAAAUAUAUUUGUCUCAAAGCGUUGCAAUUUAUCCGGCGUUUCGAUUGGGCCGCCAUUGCUAAGCAGACACUAGCCACUCCAUUCAAAGUCAAGUUGAAUGGACCUUUGGACUAUUCCAACUUCGAUCGGUUCACAAUGGAUGAACAGGAACCGCCGGAUGAAUUAUCGGGAUGGGAUGCUGACUUUUAAUGGUGAUGUACGAUGACAAUCUCACUCCUCCCAUACGGUGGUUGGUCUCCUUGAUAACUGCAACAUCCCCACAGGACUUAACUGCUGCUGACUAGUUCUUUCAUGGUCAUGUAUAAAUAUAUCCCUCGCCCUUUUGACACUCAUAGUUCGAUUUCGAUUUUAUGUACUUACAGGAUUAUGGGGCUGUGCAAGCUUCGUUUUUUUUUUGCUCGAAGCCCACCCCCAUACGCACACAUUGCAAAGUGCUUCCAGUCUGCUGCGUUACAAAUCUUAUUGAGCACCCGAUUAUCUUUGUACAACGAGAUUUUGCCAACCCACAGUACAUAGGUCUCUGAAGCAGUUCCGUGUACGACAGUCCACGGUGUCAAGCGCACUCUGGUCAACAAACCCCUAUUUUGCGCCACUCUCUUAUUCUGUGAUUUAUCGCCAUGUUCCUCUGUUAUUUUUCUUGUUGUACAGAAGACCUGGUUGUGAUCCGUGCCGUUCAUUUCUCGCCCCUGGCGUAAUACUUAGCCUCACGCCUCUCAAUUCACGUGAUCAACCGGGUACAGCAGCAUUACUGAGAAGCGUUGUCCCGACUGCUUCGACCACCCCCUCUUCUAGAUAUUGUUUGCCUUUCCAGAUUAUUCAGUCUGGUACAAGACAUCUUCCUGUUACUCUCAGAUUGAGUCACAUUAUUCUUGUUUUACUCGUUCCAUUUUGCUUCACCGUUAUUCGCCUGCUGAUACGAUAGAGUUGUGAGCGUAUUGUGCUCACAGCUGCCAAAAUGUCAUAUUCUCAUUUUGACCAUUCUUGUUCCUGAAGUCAUGGUUGUUGAAAAAAAUCGCUAAACACGAUGCAGGAGGAUUACGCGGUUCGGUUCUGUGAAGGUUUUUGGAUAGGUG